AUGACGACCAAUGCGGCAUAUUGCAAAACAUAUCGAAAACGUAUUUUUAAUUUUGAGGGUCGUGUUCAACAGACAGCAACACCUAUUCCACCUCCACAACAUAAUUUUAAUGUUAAUGCUGAUGCCGAUAUGAUGAAUAAUGAAGUUAAUGAUUUUUUUGAGAAAAUGAAUGAUAUAAAUGGUAAUCAAACUGAACAAAAUCUUUUUAUUAAUAGUGAUGAUAGUAUUGAUAGUGGCGAUGGAAGUUCUGAUCCUGAUUCUGAUUCACGCUGUUCAUGUGAUGAUGAUUAUGAAGAUUCUAAUACUUGUUUUUAUUCAAACGGUUCAAUAACUCUUCGUCAAACAUAUACUGCGAUUAAAGCAUUUAUAAUUAAAUGUAGCUUAUCUUAUACUCAUAUCUUACAUUUAAUAUCAUUGCUAUUUUAUCUAUGA
Messenger RNA from Rotaria sp. Silwood2, 432 nucleotides. NCBI's taxonomy places the organism in Eukaryota, Metazoa, Rotifera, Eurotatoria, Philodinida, Philodinidae. The record is from the annotation of a GenBank genome assembly.